AUGCGAGGAGUAAUAUUUUUGUUGGCUGUCGUUUUAGAAGCAAGUGUUGUCACAACUCAUGCAAGUAAGUUAAGCAUCAAAUCAUCCAAUUAUUUAUGUAAUUAUCCAAUUAAUUUUUUCAUUAUUUUUUUAAUAGAAAAUGUCGUCUGUUACGUUGCCGAUUGGACAAUUGGUCGCCCAGGUCGUGCAAGAUUUGACAUUGACAACGUUGAUGCAAAUCUUUGCACCCACGUGAUAUAUUCUUUUGUUGGUCUUACUGAUAAUAAUGACAUAAAAUUACCAGAGAGAGGAACAGAUGGUAUCAAUAAACUCCGAGCUCUAAAAAACAUAAAUCGAAAUCUCAAGACAAUGGUGGCAGUUGGAGGAGGUGCGGAAGGAUCAAAAAGAUUUUCAAGACUUGUUUCAUCACCGAAUUCUCGAGGACAGUUUAUCCAAAAUUCGAUUAGAUUUAUGAAAAACCACAACCUUGAUGGUCUUGAUCUUGAUUGGGAAUAUCCUGCUCAAGGUAACGGUGCAAGUCCCCAAGAUGUUCCAAAUUAUACUGCUUUUGUAAGAGAAUUCAAAAAUAGUUUUGGCAAUCGAUAUCUCUUGACGGCUGCUGUUCCAUCAUCCGAAUGGACUGCCAGGCCUUCGUACGAUAUCAGAGGAGUUUGCAACAAUCUAGAUUUUGUUAAUUUAAUGGCUUAUGAUCUUCAUAAUGCAGAGGAUCCUGUAACUGGCAUGCAAGCUGGUCUAUAUGGACCUGGAGCAAAUGACAAGGACACUGUUGUAAGUCAUCUAAGUGCUGGUGUGUCAUACUGGAUUAAUAAUGGUUGCCCAGCUAGAAAAUUGAAUCUUGGUGUACCAUUCUAUGCUAAAACUUGGACGCUUGCUAAUCCAAACUCAAAUGGUGUUGGUGCACGUGCAUCUGGACCAGGUUCACCAGGGCCAUUAUCAGGGUCAGCUGGGUCAUUGGCCUACUUUGAAACUUGUGCAAAAAUUGGUGCUGGUGGCUGGACUGUGAAGUAUAAUAACGUGAGGAAAACUCCUUAUGCAUACCGAGGAAACCAAUGGAUUGGCUUUGAAAAUGUCAAGUCACUGAAAGAAAAGGUUCAAUACGCCAAACAACGUCAACUCGCUGGCAUGAUGGCUUGGGCAAUAAAUGAUGACGACUUUCGUGGGUCCUGUGGACAAAAGUUUCCACUUUUGCGCGCACUGAAUACAAUAAAUAAUUAAAUAAUAAAUUGAUCAUUUUGUUAUAAACUCUGUACGAUCAAUAAAAAACAAUAAAAACAAA
Molecule: messenger RNA, 1276 nt
Organism: Aphidius gifuensis
Lineage: Eukaryota; Metazoa; Arthropoda; Insecta; Hymenoptera; Braconidae
Product: chitotriosidase-1-like
Exons: 3
Coding region: 1-1215 (404 amino acids)
Biological process (GO): chitin catabolic process; carbohydrate metabolic process
Cellular component (GO): extracellular region
Molecular function (GO): chitin binding; chitinase activity
Source: RefSeq, a predicted model, not a curated record